AUGGACAGAAAAAUUGAGGAGAUAAAGCUUUCCUUGGUAUUGAGGCAACAUGUUUGUGUACGAGAGAAGAAAGUACCAUUAUUAUGGGAUGCUUCCGGAUCAGCGUGUAUAUCGUAUAAACGGGCGAUGCGAUGUGUUACGGGUGAUAGCAAUGAAACAUUGGUACGAAUCGUUGAGUGUUGUGAUGGAUAUCAUACAUCGGAUAUCAAGAAAGGAUGCACUCCAUACGAUGCUCCAGAAGCUUUGGAUAAGUUGUUGAAUGGAAAGAAUGUGUGUAUGGAGGCAUUGGAAUUAAAGAAUAUCAAAUUUACAACCUUACUGAUACCGAAUAAUGAAUCUUGCUUCACAAACGAUACUGACAACAGAAAUUGGAACGAAUACAUUUUGGAACAACCAUAUCGUAGUUAUGAAAUGUUGAAUUCUCAGAAAUUGCCGACACGCAAACCAGGAGCUUUUGUUAUUGUAUCGAGAAAUCCCGAACGAACAGAUUUAGAUGACAAACCUCUUUUAAACUGUAUCAAAAUAGUAGACGAAGAUUUGGAGUGGAGAAAUGGUACAGUACAACUGUUAAGUGCGCCAUUACCUAAGGCGACAACUCAAACACUUCUUGAAAUUAUCAAAAGUGAUCCGAAUUUUUCUGCUUUUAAUGCUCUAUUAACUGAUGAUCUUCAAGGACGUCUUGCAUCAAACACUCUCAUUUCUACUGUUUUCGUUUUUACAAACGAAACAUUUGUAUCAUUUUCUCCAUCACUUCAAACACGUAUGCAACAGCGGAAAGGAUGUGCAAGGGAGUUAAUAAAAGAACAUAUAUAUGAUGGUAUGCUGUGCUCAUCAUUCAUGGAAAAUGAUGUAACAUCAAUUACUGGUAUUAAGCAUCAUUUUUAUAAGCAGCAAGAUGAAAAUAACACGGAAUUAAUUCAUUUGGAUAAUGGUCGGAUUUUGAAUACUGAUCGAGUAGCUUCAAAUGGUGUCAUUCAUAUCAUCGAUGACGUAAUACUUCGAGAACAAUCUGCAAUCGAUUGGCGUGAUCACUUUGAAUUUCCUGGUCGAGAAUUCCUAGAAAUUGUUGAACGUAAUAUUGGCCAUGAAGAUGAGCCAGUGGCUAUAUUUGUACCACCCGAUGAUUCUUUCCGAAAUUUGACAGAUGAAAAGUCAUUUGUUAUGAAUCAUAUUGUCAUAAAUAAUUCACACAUCACAAAUAAAAUGAUUGAAACAGCAUAUGGUUCGAAGAUCCCCUCAUUGGUGAUAUCUUCAAGGCCGCUUUUCGGAUGUGCAAAGACAAUAAAGCCACCUAUGAAGUACUGCAACACGACUAUUUAUUUUAUUGAUGCUCCUUUACCAAGAACUAUAAAUACACUGGAAGAAUUGAUAAACGAUCGACAUGAAUUUUCUGUAUUCGCUUCGUUACUUAAUGAUAGUAAUAUCGAUUUGAAAAAUAACCGAUUGUACACCAUUUUCCUACCUUCUAAUGAUGCACUAUCAAAUAAUCAAGUUCGAGCACUGAAAAUGAAUAAAACACUGGCGAAUGACUUCGUGCGUAGACAUAUUUUUGAGGGAUUGUUAUGUUCGAAGAAUCUCCAGGUAAGAAUGAGUGACAGAGGGUUUCCUGUAGUUCUGAAAAAUUUUAGAGGUGAAUAUUACGAUAGUCGUAGACUAGGCGAGAAGACAACAAUUGGUGAUAUUGAUUUACAGGAUAUCGAUAUACUUGCUGUAAAUGGUAUUCUACACACAUUGGAGAGUCCAUUGAAAAAUCAAGUACCACGCAAAUAUCAAACACUAUGCCCAGUUUUUGAUUUCAUUUAA
Messenger RNA from Acanthocheilonema viteae, 1803 nucleotides. Lineage: Eukaryota; Metazoa; Nematoda; Chromadorea; Rhabditida; Onchocercidae. The record is from the annotation of a GenBank genome assembly.